Molecule: messenger RNA, 396 nt
Organism: Prorocentrum cordatum
Lineage: Eukaryota; Dinophyceae; Prorocentrales; Prorocentraceae
Source: the annotation of a GenBank genome assembly
AUGCUGAUGACGGGUGCCAUGUGGCGUGACAAGGUUGCGCAGGAAUUUGGAAAGGAGCAUGGGAUCACGAUCGCCUCGCCCGCUUGCUUCCUCGUGGCCUCAGCGCUGGCGAGGGCCCGCUGGUGGGUAGCGCCGCCAGCGACUGUGGUUUUUGCGCUGGCGCCGUCUACGCUUCUACGCCGGCUGCUACAUGGAGCGCGCUGGAUUUCGACGUCACUUCGGGCCGCCCUGGGGAGGGACCCCAUUCGGGGAAGAGAGGCGACCGAGGGCAGACCGCAGCUGCAACGGCGGGAGAGGACUGUCGUCGCCUCCCUUCGGGAGACGGAGCGAGUGCAGCCAUGCGAUUUGCUGGACGCCCGAACUCUGCCCUUUUCCGCGCCGUCAGUCACCAGCUAA